Messenger RNA from Protopolystoma xenopodis, 453 nucleotides. The record is from the annotation of a GenBank genome assembly. Lineage: Eukaryota; Metazoa; Platyhelminthes; Monogenea; Polystomatidea; Polystomatidae.
GUAAUAUUUCAAUUCGCACUCCUCACUGAUACUGCAUAUACUCCUCUCCCGCCCGAGCUGGUGCAUUCGUUGGGUAUGAGCGAGACCAGCCUGAGCACAACAACCAGCAGCAGCAGUGGCAGCGGACUUGGAGGUCACUCAGUUCCCAUGGGACCGAGCGAGGCGGUUCACAUUCGAAUGGGUAAAUCAGGAGAGCCCAUUUAUGAGGCGGAUUCAGGAAGUGUGUGCACGACGAGCUACCUUUGGACGCCACCUCAGCUGUUACAACACCCAGAAGCUGUAGCAGACUCGACGAACAGGGCGAAUAUCUUUAAGACUCCGACGGAGAUGGCUUCUAUCGGCACGAUCUUGCCUUCGAGAAUGAAGCAAAAAACCCUUGUAGUAGUGCAAGUACAGGACUUCCGGCAUGGAGUUUUUCACUACUGGAGCCUUCAAAAGUUCAAGUAUUUCUAA